GCCACUGGCAAGUGGCGCUUUGAAGAUGCUUCUUUGUAAGAUUCUAGGAAGUCGCAAAUAUUCGCUAUUUACCAUCAUGCGGUAAGUUUCGGAAACAUUGCAAAAAAUGAGGGAACUAUUAAAACUAGAGCGGUUACCGCAAGGAGCUCAGUGAGUUUCACUUUGUAGUCGUGGUUAUUACAUCAUCGCGGUAUAGUGUGUUAGCGCGAAAUUUAAAAAUGGCGAAAUUAGCAGUGUUUGAUUUUGAUCAUACGAUCGUGGAUGAAGAUUCAGAUGCGAUAAUAAUAUCAAGACUGAGGGAAAAACGGCCUCCACCGGAAUAUGAUUCCGGGACCCGGGAUUGGACACCCUAUAUGAGCGUUGUAUUCGAGCACGCGUUCUCAGCUGGCUUCCACCCAUCAGAAAUCUUGGACAGCAUCGCCAGUAUGCGUCCUACUCCUGGCAUGCGGGAGCUGAUCACCACAUUGGCGGAGCAGGGCUGGGACGUCGUAAUACUAACCGAUGCGAACACAGUCUUCGUGAAUCAUUGGAUUAAGACGAAUGAGUUGCAGGACGCCAUAACAACAAUAGUAACAAAUCGUGCUUUCUGGCAAAAUGAUCGGCUGUUCAUAGAGCCAUGCAUGCGUCAGACAUCUUGCCGUCUCUGUCCCUCGAACCUAUGUAAAUCGAUUGCGCUGGCGCAGAUUUGUAAGAACAAGAAUUACACACGUGUUGUGUACAGUGGGGAUGGGCGGAACGACUUCUGUCCGUCAACGAAAUUGCUUAGUAAUGGAACAGUAUUCCCGCGAAAAGGAUACCCUCUCGACGAGUUAAUAAAAAAGUCACUGGCAACACCGGAACCACAGAUUAAGGCCAAAGUCGUCCCGUGGAUUGACGCUUACACGAUUAUCAAUGAAUUGUUUCCGAAAUAAGUUUUGGACUCGAUGAUUUUCAGCCAUUCGUUCUUAAGUACAGCUUACAGUAAAUACGAUUGACUUGCGUAAGGCGUACUUACCUAAGAACUGUACAUUAUAAUUCCGCUAAAGUGUACAAUGUAACUGUAGUUAUCUUUUAGUAACAAAACAGUUUUCGAUAAUAUUUUUUUGUUUGUUGAAUAAUAUAAUUGUUGAAAUUAGUUGUUUUAAAUACCGCACAAAGCCUAGAAGUAGUAUUUUCGAACGGAAGUGAAAUGUUUUCUGAAGGGUUAACCAUUCCAGGAAUGAUUCCUCAUUCUAGGAAUAUUUAUAGCACUUGUAGAAUAAGAAAUUUGUAUCAUUUUUCAUAAAUAACACUCCUUUUUAGAGGGGUAUAAGUUGGUCGUGUCCAAGGUAUCGUAGCUUCUAAAUAUGUGUUACGCUGACGUUACUGUGAUUGGUCUGCAUUUUAAAGGCCGGCAACCCAAUCGCGAUACCUGAUAUUGAUCAUUUUCGAGAAGGAUUAAUGUCGGUCCGCUGAGAGAGGUCUGUUGUUUAUGAAAAUAGUUGUUUUUGAUGAACGCACCUUUAACGUAUUCAUUUGUUCGAUAAAAUCUCGAAAAUUUCUAUAAACGUCCAUCUCACCAAGCUUUACGUAGUGAAUUGUUCUAAUAAAUGUUUGAAAAAA
Pieris brassicae (large cabbage white) is the source of this 1581-nucleotide messenger RNA. Its product is annotated as pyridoxal phosphate phosphatase PHOSPHO2-like. NCBI's taxonomy places the organism in Eukaryota, Metazoa, Arthropoda, Insecta, Lepidoptera, Pieridae. Gene Ontology annotation, molecular function: phosphatase activity. Bases 219 to 911 code for a protein of 230 amino acids. The record is from RefSeq and is a predicted model, not a curated record. The transcript has 4 exons.